AUGCACGACGCUGCUUUCAGAUCAUUCAUGGCUGACCUCACCUCAGUUCUAUUGGUAGUUUCAUGCUUGUUGGCGGCGUGUAUAGCAGAGCCUCCAGUAGGGGGCGGCUACCUACCCCCGGGGGGUGGAGGCUACAGAAACGGUGGUGCCGGCUCCCCAUCUGGAAGGUACGGCGUGCCUAACGGAGGCAACGGUGGUAGACCUUCCUUCCAAUACGGAUCGCCCGGAGCUGGAAGUGGAUACAGAGGGGUCAAUGGCUUUGGAGGCUCCAGUGGAAAUGGCUACGCUUCUGGAAACGGUAAUGGCCUCACGAGUGGAACUGGCUACCAAAGUGGCGGUUUUGGAGGCACAGCAGCCAAUGGCCUUUCUAGUGGCAAUGGGUAUGCUGCUGGAAACGGAAAUGGCUACGCUGGGGGAAAUGGAAACGGUUAUGCCAGUGGAAAUGGCAAUGGCUACGCUGGUGGUAAUGGCAACGGCUACGCUGGUGGAAAUGGCAACGGCUACGCUGGUGGAAAUGGCAACGGCUACUCAAGUGGAAGUGGAAACGGGUACGCUGGAGGCAAUGGAAACGGCUAUGCUAGUGGAAGUGGAAACGGCUACACUGGUGGAAAUGGAAACGGCUACUCUGGUGGAAAUGGAAACGGUUACUCUGGUGGAAAUGGAAACGGUUACUCAGGAGGAAAUGGUUACAAAAAUGGCAAUGGACAGGAUGACGACCAAUCUGAGCCCGCCAACUACGAGUUCUCCUACGACGUGUCAGCUCCGGAGUACGGUGUGGAAUUUGGUCAUCAGGAGCAGCGUCAGGAUGAGGUUGCCCAGGGCAAAUACUACGUGCUGCUGCCCGACGGCCGCACCCAGCAGGUUGAGUACACUGCAGAUGAGGACGGUUAUCAUCCCAUCAUCACCUACAAAGAGAGUAGCAAUGGAAUUGGAGGAACUGGCAACGGUGGAUACGGUGGCGGAAACGGAAACGGAGGCUACGGUGGAGGAAAUGGCAACAGCGGCUAUGCUGGUGGAAAUGGCAACGGAGGAUACUCUGGUGGAAACGGAAACGGUGGAUACUCUGGUGGAAAUGGCAACGGUGGAUACUCUGGUGGAAAUGGCAACGGUGGAUACGGUGGUGGAAACGGCAGUGGUGGAUUCGGUGGUGGAAACGGUGGCUACGCUGGAGGAAACGGCAACGGUGGUUAUGCUGGUGGAAACGGCAACGGAGGCUACAGCGGUGGAAACGGAAGAUUAUCGGGAGGUAACGGAGGCUACUCUAACGGGAACGGAUUUUCUUCCAACGGAGGAUAUAAAUAUUAACAUAAUAUUGUGUACUCUCUUGUAUAUAGUCAACAUUUGAGUUACGUUUAACUCAGGCUUUGCCAUAAUCUCAUUUUGAAGUUACCAUUAACUGUAUAUACAUAUUGUACAAAGUAUUUUUUAUUUGAAUAAACGUGAUAUUUA
This is a messenger RNA of Macrosteles quadrilineatus (aster leafhopper), 1449 nucleotides long. Its product is annotated as pro-resilin-like. Gene Ontology annotation, cellular component: extracellular matrix. Bases 1 to 1305 code for a protein of 434 amino acids. Lineage: Eukaryota; Metazoa; Arthropoda; Insecta; Hemiptera; Cicadellidae. The transcript has 5 exons. The record is from RefSeq and is a predicted model, not a curated record.